Molecule: messenger RNA, 2610 nt
Organism: Phyllopteryx taeniolatus (common seadragon)
Lineage: Eukaryota; Metazoa; Chordata; Actinopteri; Syngnathiformes; Syngnathidae
Gene: raver1
Product: ribonucleoprotein, PTB-binding 1
Molecular function (GO): RNA binding
Source: RefSeq, a predicted model, not a curated record
UACUUUGAAAAGACCCCCCACCCCUCCAGAAAAAAAAAAAUCGAAAAUGUGCUCUUGACCGUCACGUUGGGUCAUUUCCGGUUUGGGCAGGGGACUCAAAAACACCCGGAGCCCCACCUACUGACGUCACACAGCUCCGGUCCAAUCAGAGGCGGUGUUGGGCCCAUGUGUGUAUUGUUUAAACUGCUCAAAUGCGACUGGCUUUUCCAGAGCAAUCAAAACUUUCACUAAGUGAGCGAUGGCGGCCGUCGUGUCUGUGAGCGCAAACGCCAAAGAAGAAAGCACAGACACAGCGCUCGGCUUCGUCUCCCGUCCGCUCCACGAAAACUACGACCUCGCUGCACCCGCCGACCGCGAAAAUUGGAGGCCGGGGGAGCGCCGCUGGCAUCCGGAGCUCGAAGCCGGCGAGGAGGUCCCGACCUCGGGACGCGAGGGUCAGCAGCGGAGGGCCGACGGAGACUUGACACCUCUGAGCCCCCAAGAGAUUCAGAGCCGCUUGGAGAGAACUCGACGGGAGUUUUACAACCGCAGGAAGAUUAUCAUAAAAAAUCUGCCGUCUGACGUCAGCAAUCAGGAGGUCCAUGAGUUGCUGGGCAACUAUGACUUGAAAUACUGCUUUGUAGACAAAUACAAGGGCACAGCCUUUGUGACACUGCUCAAUGGUGAGCAGGCGCAGAGUGCCAUCAAGGAGUUCCACCAGCACGCGCUUCGCGAUCGGGACAUCUCCGUGCAGCUGCAGCCCACCGACGCCCUGCUGUGCAUCGCCAACCUGCCGCGCUCCUUCACCCAGCAGCAGUUCGAAGAGCUGGUGCGUCCUUUCGGCAACCUGGAGCGCUGCUUCCUGGUGUACCGGGCGUCCAGCGGCCAUUCCAAAGGCUACGGCUUCGUGGAGUACAUGAAGAAGGACUCGGCGGCCCGGGCCAAGUCUGAGCUGCUCGGGAAGCAGCUGGGCUCGCGCAUGCUCUACGUGCACUGGACCGAGGUGGGCUCGCUCACAUACCUGCUGCUGCACUCAAAGUGUCUCUGUGUGGACCGUCUGCCUCAGAGUGUUUUGACCGCCCAAGACCUCCGCAACGCGCUGGCCGAUGCCCACCCUCCAGUCUUCUGUCAGUUGGCUCAGGGACAAGAUGGAAGUUUCCGUCGCUUUGCGGUGCUGGAGUUCGCCACAGCUGAAAUGGCCGAGGAGGCUCAGCAGCUGUCAGACGGCAGGUUGGUGGGCGGCACGCACAUCAGGACAGCCUUCUGCGCCCCUGGUCCGCCUGGCCGCAGCAUGCUUGCUGCUCUGAUUGCUGCCCAGACCAUGGCUGUGAACAGGGGCAAGGGUCUCCUGCCGGACCCCACCGCCAUGCAGAUCCUCUCGGGCCUCAACAACCCGGCCGCCCUGCAGAUGCUGCUCAACCCGCUGUCGCAGGGCCACAAACAAGGUCUCCUCGGGGCGGCCCCCGCCAUGCCGCUGCUCGCCAACCCGGCUCUCCCUGCCGUGCUGCUCCAGUUGCUGCUUCAGAAUCAGGCGAAAGCCCAGCAGCAAGCCUUUCUGGGAAGUCCUCUUCUUUGGGCUCAGGUGCUGCACAGUCAUGAAGGCCCUCUAGUGCCCUGUGCAGGACUCGUGGCAGAGAAUCCUCUGGCCCCUCUGCCAGUCCAGCAGGGAAUCCAUCUGCUCAGCGAGCUCCCCCAAGGUGGCGUAGUCUCAGGUCUCGACCCGCUGGCCCCAUUAAAGCCGGCGUCUCUGAGCAGAGCGAUGGCAAUGGAUCAGGAGUCUCCCAGCUUCCCGCAGACUCCCUCUCCCGCUUUGCAGGGUCUGUCUGUGCCGCUGCUGGGCGGACUGAUGGGGCCAGACGGCCUCGCGGCGCAGACGGUCUCCAUCCUCGGAGACCCAAACAAAGAUGUGACACCUCCACAGAGUUCCUUUCUCUCUGUCAACAAUGCAUUUCCUUCAGGAGCCAACUGCAGACCUCAUCCCUACAGGAAGAGACCCACUCUAAGUAAUGUGUCCAACCAGCACCCUAGCAUGCACCCCAGCUACAACCUGCGCUACCAGGACUCUUACAAUGCUGAGUAUCCUCCUCUCCACCAGGAUCAGCUGCAGCACUUGUACGAGGAGCAGGAGAAUCUCCACAUGGGGGACUUGACAAGCUUCGGACAGCAGCCCUCUCCGUCAGACUUGAGCCAGCGCCACUUCACUUACCCGCUCAGCACGCCCCCGUCCUCGUAUUUCAGCUCGGACGCCUCCGCUAAUGGCUGCCUGCCUUCCAGCCAGCUCAACAGGGCUGUGGGGAUGCCUCCUGUGAGCCACACCUCUGGCUACCCUCCAGGACUUGUCAACAUGAUGAAGACUCCCAUCGGGAGCCACAAGCGCGUCUUCUCCCGCCUCAUCCCACCUCCGGAGCCGAGCCCCGAGGGCGGCUACGUGGGCCAGCAUUCUCAGGGCCUGGGCGGGCAUUACGCAGACUCCUACCUGAAGCGCAAGCGCAUCUUCUAGAAGGGAAAAAGAAAACGACACAAAUUGGCGCCGCGGGAAGCCAGGAUGUGAUGGAAUCUCCUCCUACAGGGACCGGCAGUCCUUCCAAUUGUCUCCUAUCAGAAUUCUUGGUGUUUUUUUUUUCUUUCUCG